This is a messenger RNA of Gloeophyllum trabeum ATCC 11539, 1938 nucleotides long. RefSeq lists its product as uncharacterized. The record is from RefSeq and is a predicted model, not a curated record. Bases 1 to 1938 code for a protein of 645 amino acids. NCBI's taxonomy places the organism in Eukaryota, Fungi, Basidiomycota, Agaricomycetes, Gloeophyllales, Gloeophyllaceae. The transcript has 6 exons.
AUGGCGCUCACCGCCGCCUACGCUAUGCUCCCCGACCGCCGUCUCAGCGCGCUCCUGCACCACCCGGCCCCGACCUACCUCGCCCACGCACACGCCCCGCUCGCCGCGAAUGCCGCCACCAGCAGCACGAGCAAGGCGAGCUCGCCCGGCCACCCGCCGUCGCGUGGCUCGCCGAUGGCCUUCCCCGCGUCGUCUUCGACGUCCUUUGCGUCCCAGUGGAACAGCAGCAUCGGCCUCGAACGCGUCCCGGACACGUCCUACGGCCACUCUUCGAUGGCCACCAACCCCACGCCCGCGUCGCUGUCCAGCUACCUGAACUCCAGCGCGUCGCUGAGCACCCAUUCCUGGAGCAGCCACAGCAGCCAGGGCCCGUACUCGGAGCCGGGGCCCGGCGACGGCCCCAGCGCGUCGCUCCACGCAGUUACGCAUGGCACGCUCUCGAAUUCGCCCGGCGCAAACUCAAACAGCGCUGCGCCUUCAUUCGCAGACGGCGGAGGCAGCCCCAGCUUCGGUGAUUACGCCCAUGACCGAUUUUCCCUGCCCGCCGCCACCAGCUCGACGCCCACCGCGAGCCCCCAGCCCCCCGCGCGCGCCGCUCAUUAUAGUCGCGUCCUGGGCCCCGGCGAGGCGCACUCGCCCCUGCAUCUGCACUCCUCGUCCCAGCAGCACGCCUCUCUGGCGUCGAUGGCCUUCGGCCUGCCCGAAUCGUCCCAGCGCACUAUUUUGGGCCACGGAGCCGCCGGUGGGGCCGGCGCCUCCUCCUUCUCCUCUGCCGCCUUCGCCCCCUCGCACUCGCCCUCGCCGCCCGCCGCGUCCGGCUCAAACUCGCCGUACGCGUUCCCGCCGCCGUCCCCGCCGUACCGCGCGCGCAGCUCGGGGCGCACGCACGCGCAAAAUCAUCAUUACGCACAGGGGGCGGCGCUCUACGCGCUCCCGCCGUCCCCGCUGCCCGUCCUCCCCCCGCUGCCCCCCGCCCGCAGCCCGCCCCUGGUGAAGAAGGAGCCGCAGGACGGCUUCAUCAUCGAGGCGUUCUCGCACGCCGCGCCCGCGCAGCCCGCCGCGUCGUCGUCCUCGUCGUCGUCGGCGCAGCACGCCGAGCCCAUGUUCCUCGACCCGCCCGUGAGCAUCUACGCGCUCAACAACACCGCGAGCAGCGUCCCCCUCCGCGCGACGCAGGCGAGCAAGGAGAUGCGCAGGAUGAUGGGCGUGUUUCGGCUGGACCCGUUCGCGGUCACGUCUGGGGGCGUGCAGUUUGCGGGCGACGGGGGCGACCCCGAGGGCGGCGGGUGGCGCUACGAGGACGAGGCGGGCCCGCUGGCGGACGAGCCGGUGCUGUUGGAGUGGCAGGUCGACGGGUGGGUGUGCGAGGUCGACCCGCAGGACGAGGAACAGGACCUCAUUCCGUUCGAGGAUAUGGACGAGGACGUGGUCGAGGAGAGUUAUCGGUCGACGCAUAGCAGUCAGAAUCACGGCCAUAGCCAGCGGUGGAACGCGAGCUCGAGAGAGGAGCUCACGCUCGCGGACGACAUCCUCUACCCCUCGGGAAAAGGCCUACCGAAUACGUACACGUACGCGACCACCUCCCCGCACACGCCCCUCGCCCUCCCCGCCGCGAGCCCCGUGACGAUCCCGACGCCCGUCUCGCUCGCGCAGCUCUCCCACUCGCCGUCGAUCGCGAACCUCGACCACCCGUCGCUCUCGUCGUACACGCCCGGGCCGUCGCUCUCGGGGUUCCUCAACCCCGCUCGGGGGCGGGGGUGGGAGGAGGGCGGCGGCGGCGGGGGGUAUUAUACGGGGAGCGGGGGUGGGGGAGGGAACGGCGGCGGGGGUGGGUAUGAGGCGAUGGGGCGGAGGGGGUGGUUGGGCGCGCAGAAGGCUUAUAUGUAUGACGACUCCACGAAGAAUAAGAAUAUAGAUAACGAGGCUAGACAGUCGUGA